Molecule: messenger RNA, 2061 nt
Organism: Eurypyga helias (sunbittern)
Lineage: Eukaryota; Metazoa; Chordata; Aves; Eurypygiformes; Eurypygidae
Product: tumor necrosis factor alpha-induced protein 2-like
Exons: 11
Coding region: 1-2061 (686 amino acids)
Biological process (GO): exocytosis; exocyst localization
Cellular component (GO): exocyst
Molecular function (GO): SNARE binding
Source: RefSeq, a predicted model, not a curated record
AUGAUGAAAAUGUUACCUUUUUUCCAAAGUGGUCCUAUUGGAAUACGCAAUGGAUCAGAGGGUUGCAUUGGUGCAAACACUUCAUCAUCAGUAGCUGCUCAAGUCUCUGCCUGUCCUGAACCUUCUGGAGACGAGGUCUGGUCCAGGAACCAGGAUAAGAUGAGUGAAAGACCAGAGCAAGCCUACAGACCCUCCCGUGCAUCUUCCAUCACGAGCAAUGGGAGCUGCACCUCUGCUGGGGACAGCCCUGAAAAGGGGAAGAAAGGAAUAAAGGAAAUCCUUACCAAUGCAUUUAAGAAGAUAAAAAAGACCAAACCACCCAGCGUCAAACAAAUCAUGGAUCUCCUCGAAGAGCAAAAGCUUUGCGACGCUGCUCAGUAUCUGAUUAUCCUGGAGAAAAGCCUGUCUAGCAAAGGUGAGGAGGGACUAAACACCAGCCAGCAAGAUGUGGAGUCUGUCUAUGCAGUUCUAAAGCACAAAGUGUUCAGCAUCUUAAAAGACUCCGUGCUGCUGGCAAAAACAAACCCCGAACUGCUGCAGCAGGCAGUAGAGGCACUGAAAGAGCAGGAGAAAGAAGAUCAGAGCUACAUGUCAGAGAAUCCACCUGACCAAAACAUGCAAUUUAGACCUAGAAAUUGGAAAGAGCUUUGGAUGGCUACAGUAAAGGAGUCGGUAGAGACUCGAAUGAAAGACACCAGCCGUACUCCUAGAACUGAGAACCUCUCUACAGCUGGCCAGAACCUCCUGCACAUGGGGAAGACAAUGAAAGAAGAUUUGACAGUAGUUGUAAAGUACAUUAAACAGCUUUAUCCUCCGGAGUUUAAUGUGUUCAGCACAUAUGCAGAACUCUACCACAAUUAUUUUGCCUCCCAGGCGAAGAAAAAUGCUGAAUCGCAUCUGGAAGACAAGGAUAUUUACCUCCUCCUCUCCUGGGUGCACAACAUAUAUCCAAAAGACAUGAGAAAAGAUCAUGUUUUAGCCGCGGAGUUGGACAAAGUUAAGCUUGGAAGCCUUUUGCCAUCAAGUCUGAGCAAAGAACUCGAAGAGAAAUACCUUGACAGUGAAGAGGCUACUGUCAAGAAUUCACUGAGCAAAUGUUUAGAUAAAGAAAUCCAGAGAUGGAAAGAAGACAAAGAACCAGAGAAACUAAAUGGACAUUUUCAGAGUGAGCUACUAGCAAUAUUUGUUAUCCAGAGUAUCUACAGCGGCCAGGAGCGAGCCCAGGACAUCAGCGCAGCAGUGGGCGAGGAGCUGUCGCAUCGCCUGUCGAAGGAGCUGCUUGCCUUCCUGAAAAGCUACAAGGAUGCUUUUGAAGACUUUAAGGAGAAGAGCAAGAAGCACAGAUACUACAAGCCUAUCCUGAUUGCAAAUAUUAACAACUGCUGGAAUUUUAGAGACUACGCGCAGAAAAACAUGGCAGAGAACGACGACAAUAAAGCCCACAUCCUCGGCACUCUUGGCGACAUCGAAAACAGCGGCUUCGACGUGCUGCUUCAGCAGCUGUUUGCGCAGCUGAAGCCAAGUUAUAAGAAGUUUACAGAAAAUAAGUGGGACUCCAGCAAUGAAAUUAUGAACGAGAUCAUUAAAACCACCAGCAAACAUAUUUCAGACUUCCGGACCCUAAAGGAGCCUUUCUACCACGCUAUCGUUGAGAAGAUCCAUGCCCGUUUGGUUAAAGAGUACAUCGUGAGGCUGCUGAAGAAGAAAGUCAGCCUGAAAAGUCCAGCGCAGCAGCAAAACCUGGCCCAACACAUCUCUGAGAACGCUGCCGACCUGGAGGCCUUCUGCACCAGCAAUGGGUCUCAAGCCACGUGGCUGAAUUCCGCCCUCCCCAAGCUGGCUGAAAUCAUCCGACUUCAGGAUUUAGGUGCCAUUAAAAUUGAAGUUGCAACACUCGCCACAACAUACCCAGAUAUCCGCAAAAAGCACCUGGAAGCGUUCCUGUGCAUCAAAGCCAAUCUGUCACACAGCGAACGCAAAAGCAUCCUGGGCUACUUGGCAGACAGCACGGCAUCUACGCUGCCCGCGGCCACGCUCUUCUCCAACAUAAAUGUGUCCUAG